AUGGUAUAUAUCACUCGGUUGAGCGGAGUGGUGGCCGCUCUUGCGGCCUUGGUUGUGGCUGCUCCGGUCGAUAUUCGAGAUGUCUCGACCACUGUCUACACGCAGCUGGAUCUGUUCGCGCAGUACUCCGCCGCGGCAUACUGCUCGACCAACCUCGAUUCCCCGAAUACGAGCGUGACUUGCACGAACGGACUUUGUCCGUUACUCGCAGCGGCCACGACCAAGAGCCUGGCUGAGUUCGAGGCAUCCGAUUCCUACGGCGAUACAGCGGGAUUCCUCGUGGUUGACUCCACCAACAAGAAACUGGUGGUGUCAUUCCGCGGAAGCAGCUCGAUCGAGAACUGGAUAGCCAAUUUGGACUUUAUCUUCACGGAUGCCAGCGCGGUCUGCAGUGGCUGCCAGGUUCACCAGGGCUUCUGGAAGGCCUGGAGCUCCGUCGCAGACACCCUAACAGCGGAGAUCGCGUCUGCGGUUACUGCGUACCCCGGCUAUAGCCUGGUUUUCACGGGGCAUAGUCUGGGGGGCGCGUUGGCGACCAUUGGCGCGACGGUGCUGCGGAAUGCAGGAUACUCCGUUCAACUGUAUUCCUACGGAGCUCCACGAGUGGGCAACACGGCGCUGGCCAACUAUAUCACGAGCAAAGGCUCUGGCUCGAAUUUCCGAGUGACUCACCUCAACGACGUCGUGCCUAGGCUUCCACCCAGGUUGCUUGGUUAUAGUCACCCGAGCCCGGAAUACUGGAUCACCAGCGGAACUGGCGCUGCAGUGACCUCGUCGGAUAUUGAUAUCAUUCAGGGUGUUGACUCUUCUGCUGGCAACGCGGGGGAGAAUAUCACGAGCGUGCUGGCGCACCUGUGGUACUUCAUCAGUAUCGGCACUUGUUGA
Aspergillus fijiensis CBS 313.89 is the source of this 885-nucleotide messenger RNA. RefSeq names its product lipase family protein. NCBI's taxonomy places the organism in Eukaryota, Fungi, Ascomycota, Eurotiomycetes, Eurotiales, Aspergillaceae. The record is from RefSeq and is a predicted model, not a curated record. Gene Ontology annotation, biological process: lipid catabolic process. Bases 1 to 885 code for a protein of 294 amino acids. The transcript has 4 exons.